Messenger RNA from Magnolia sinica, 1581 nucleotides. Its product is annotated as sedoheptulose-1,7-bisphosphatase, chloroplastic. Gene Ontology annotation, molecular function: fructose 1,6-bisphosphate 1-phosphatase activity. The record is from RefSeq and is a predicted model, not a curated record. The transcript has 8 exons. The coding region runs from base 145 to 1335 and encodes 396 amino acids. Gene Ontology annotation, biological process: fructose 6-phosphate metabolic process; fructose metabolic process; fructose 1,6-bisphosphate metabolic process. Gene Ontology annotation, cellular component: cytoplasm. Lineage: Eukaryota; Viridiplantae; Streptophyta; Magnoliopsida; Magnoliales; Magnoliaceae.
AGCCACAACGCCCGCUUAUCUUGCUAUCAUACGCUCCUCUGCUGCAACAAUACACUCCCCAACUGCUGCUACCGAAGCUCUCCCAAGGAAGAAGGCCUCUGCAACUUUCUUUUCCUUCUCUCAUUCUGCAAUUUCUGAAAAAGCAUGGAGACCGGCAUCACGUCCUACUCACGUGGGACUUUCGUCCCAAACAUGGCUUCUCAUCGCUCCACUGCAGUGGCUCCUUCAUCUUCCAUUUCUCCUUUCCUCAGCACUCGGGUAUUGAAAUAUAGUUUGAAAUCGAGCUCCCUCUUUGGAGAAUCAUUGCGGGUGAUGUCAAAAUCAUUGCCAAAGAGCUUGAAGACGAAGGGUUCUUCGGUGCCAGUCACCAGAUGUGAGAUCGGUGACAGCUUGGAAGAGUUCCUGACAAAGGCGACGCCAGACAAGAAUCUGAUUAGGAUUCUGGUAUGCAUGGGAGAAGCACUGAGGACCAUCUCCUUCAAAGUGAAGACUGCCUCGUGUGGAGGAACUGCGUGCGUGAAUUCAUUCGGAGAUGAACAGCUCGCAGUCGACAUGGUUGCGGACAAGCUCCUUUUCGAGGCCUUGAGGUAUUCGCAUGUGUGCAAGUAUGCUUGCUCGGAGGAAGUGCCCGAGCUUCAAGACAUGGGUGGCCCAGUGGAAGGUGGAUUUAGUGUUGCCUUUGAUCCUCUUGACGGCUCUAGCAUUGUGGACACGAAUUUCACCGUUGGUACCAUCUUCGGUGUUUGGCCUGGGAAUAAGCUGACGGGCAUAACAGGAAGAGAUCAAGUGGCCGCUGCGAUGGGGAUCUACGGUCCUCGUACCACCUACAUUAUUGCUCUGAAAGACGCCCCGGGGACCCAUGAAUUCCUUCUUCUGGACGAAGGAAAAUGGCAGCAUGUCAAAGAUACCUAUGAAAUUGGUGAAGGGAAGCUAUUUUCACCAGGAAAUCUAAGGGCUACAUUUGAUAACCCUGAGUAUGAUAAGCUGAUCAAGUACUAUGUUAGAGAGAAAUACACAUUGCGGUACACCGGAGGAAUGGUCCCGGACGUCAACCAGAUCAUAGUGAAAGAGAAGGGUAUCUUCACAAAUGUCACGUCCCCAUCAGCAAAGGCUAAGCUGAGGCUGUUGUUUGAGGUGGCCCCCUUGGGGUUCUUGAUCGAGAAAGCCGGAGGCUACAGCAGCGACGGGACCAAAUCGGUGCUCGACAAGGUGAUUGUCAAUCUCGAUGAUCGGACCCAAGUCGCCUACGGAUCAAAGAAUGAGAUCAUCCGAUUCGAAGAGACCUUGUAUGGCUCCUCUAGGCUCAAAGGUGCACCAGUCGGGGUUGCUGCCUAAGCUACAUUGCUUUGUUUCCAAUGCAUUUUGUGGCCCACUUCAAGCUAUUUUUUUAAAGAUUGUAUGGUUGUCCACUUCUAAGUGUCCCCACAUAUGAUAGAUUUCAUCUAUAUAGUGUUGGUCAAGGAAGGUAUGGAAGGGUUAUAUGUUUUUUAUUUUUAUCCCCGGAAGUUUGUAUUAAUACAUGAUGUUUCUAACUCAUCUAUAGAUCCAUCAUGAUCUUUUAAAGAACUGCUUUUCAUUGAA